Molecule: messenger RNA, 2225 nt
Organism: Nematolebias whitei (Rio pearlfish)
Lineage: Eukaryota; Metazoa; Chordata; Actinopteri; Cyprinodontiformes; Rivulidae
Gene: tmem201
Product: transmembrane protein 201
Exons: 11
Coding region: 90-2060 (656 amino acids)
Biological process (GO): nuclear migration along microtubule
Cellular component (GO): nuclear inner membrane
Molecular function (GO): lamin binding; actin filament binding
Source: RefSeq, a predicted model, not a curated record
AAGAAAUCGCUUACCGCGUGCGCUACGGCGCGGUGUUUUACCUCCACAAACUGGACAGCAUAACCUUUCGAUUAAUUUCCGUAAAGAAAAUGGACACAUUUAACAAACUUCUGUUAGAAUAUCCUGAACUAAUGUACAGUGGAGUCGGAGCUACUGCGGUUAUCGCAGGCGGAGCGCUGAUGUACAAGAUCGCUAACAGAAAGAAGCCCACUCAUGCAAAUGUUAACUGCUGGUUCUGUGAUCAGAACACAGUGGUGCCUUAUGGAAACAGAAAUUGCUGGGACUGUCCUAACUGUGACCAGUACAAUGGUUUCCAAGAGAACGGAGAUUACAACAAACCCAUCCCAGCUCAGUACAUGGAGCAUCUGAAUCACGGCGUAUCUGGAGGUCUUCCAUCCGCUGAGACACCCAAGUCACUGCAGUGGGUCAACUGUCAGAUGCUGCUGUGCAGGAAGUGCAAUAACAACCAAUCAUUAAAAAUCAAACAGCUGGCUUCAUACAUCCCCAGGGAUGAUGGCAACUAUGAUGAGGAGAUCGAAGCCUACAAGCAUCACCUAGAGCAGACUUAUAAGUUAUGCAGACCAUGUCAGACAGCAGUGGAAUAUUAUAUUAAAUACCAAAACCGCCAGCUUCGCACGGUGCUCCUAAAUCACCAGCUUCGACGCACUCGAGAGUCUGACACGGAGUUUGUAAAGAGCACCCAUUCUCUGUCCUCGCCAACAGGGGUCAUACUGUUACGGAUCCUCGUUUUCUUCACAAGUGCUUUCCUGCUUGCUGUGUCUCUCUACGAAUUGCCGGAACAAUCGGUCUCACCAAGUGGGUCACAAACAUUAAGUGGUGGUGUCGCUCCUCCCAAGCCUCAAUUAAAGAAUGAAUCCACCUCUAACAACAGCAGUGCAGCUAUGUUCGUAUGGCAGAGUCUGCUGGAGUUUUUCCCCGACAAGGCCGUAGAGAAUACCAGGAUAAUGUGGCAGCAUGGAAGGGACAACCAGCUGGGGGUAGUCUCUGCUGGCCUGUUGACUUGUCUCACAGCUAUCUUCUUAGCAGGACCUGUGAGGCUGAGGAGAAUUGAUGCUGUGGCCUCAGUUCUGUGGUUCUCCAUCUUGUGCCUCCACCUGGCUGAGAGCUAUCUGACGAAUACCUCGAACUGGAUGGACACAGCCAAGCUUGUUACCGUCUCCCUUUGUUGCCUAGUCAGCUUUGCUGCUGCUGCUGCAACUCGCAAACCACUGGGUCCGCGACGAGCCCGAUACCGAAGAUAUCUUGCAGGCGGCCCUGCGGCCCCACCUUUCAGCAGCCACCCUCCUUUUUUCACCCCCGACAUGGCAGACUCCUUCGUCCCCUCCCCACCCCCCAACUUCUCCAAGCUCAUCAACCGCCAUCACGGUCCUCGCGAGCGCAGGCCGUCUCCUUCCACUCUGCCUGGACGCCUCAACAGAGCCCUUUGCCUCGGAACCGUCCCGUCCUUCACCAGGGCAGAUUCUGGUUACCUGUUCAGUGGCAGCCGACCGGCCUCUCUGUACAAAGACUCGACAACCUCAGACUACUUUUCUUUGAAGUCUGGAAGCUGCCCAUCAUCGCCGGGCCCCUCUCCGACACCUUCAGUGGCCGGGUCCGUUACAUCCAGCUCAGGUUCUGCCAGACAGCGCCGUCCCCUCAUCAGUCCGGCUCGCCUCAACAUCAGCGGACAGAAACUCCGUCUUUUCUCCAACGAACCCGAACCGAAGCUCGUGUCUCCACCGUUGUCUCCUUUUCCUUUCUACGUGGAGCCGGCCUCGUCCAUUUACAGCGGCUGCUUCUCUCGUGACAUUUCUUCUUUUCAAAGUCAAAAUGAUUUGAGUUCCUUAAUGAAAGGCAGCAGCGUGACUGAGGAGGAGGAGAAACGGAGCAGCUCCUCGGAGUCCUCUGCAUGCCAGGUUGGCACGACGACACAAAGUCCUGAGAGCUUCUCUCCUUCUAAAGGUUUUGUGAAGCGUCUCGUCUGGCCAGGUCUUUUGUUGGUGAGCCUGACGUCCAACCUGCUGUUCGUCGGCUUCUACGCGUACCACAGCUGGAGAUGAAGCAUCGCUCAGGCAGCCGCCGCGCUCAUGAACUGUAGAGACGCCUGCGCACGUCUGUCACUCAGCGGCGUCAGAAAACCUCUGCCUCCUGCUCGGUGUGGUUCACGGGCGCUUGAGAAAGAUUCAGAGAUGUUUCCUCGACAGACCUCUGGUUUUAUUUGAGUU